GUUUAGGUUUCCAUUUAAGUUGGCUACCAAGAUACGUGCUGCCAGUUAUGGACGACGUUUCCAUUGGGCUCGAGAUAGAGAACGCGUCGUUCCUGGACGCAUCCAUGUCUGCAACAGCAGCAAAGGACGUGCCACCCAAGCCGGUGCCGGUGCCGGUGCCGGUGCCGGUGCCCGCAACUGUUCCAGUUCCAGCCUCAACACCAGCUCCUCUCACUCCAUCGCCCACCCCCUUUGCUGCUGCGCCUGUUCUUCCCGUUACACCGAUUGCAAGCCCAGCAGAGGAGAAUCUGCGCGUGUCCUACCACUGCAAAGCGAUCAAGUGCUUCCGUCUCCAAUGGGAAGCUGAAAUGAACCCGCGAUGCCCAAGGCAAACAACGAUUGUGAUCGAGAACGCUGUCUACAUCUUUGACGGGUUUUAUUUAUUGUGUCACAGCGAACCACCUGAGAUGCCGAGAUUUGAAUAUACGCGCGGUGGCGUCAUGUGCAAGGUCCAUUUUGUUCCAGAAGACUUACCGUCGUCCGUGCGUGGAACGACCAGCAACGACGUGGACGCUGAUGUAAAUGGAGAGGCCCACCGAUCUUUCUGCGACUCGCUGUUUCUGCUUCAGCGAUACGUGUUCCAGCAACUGCUGGGUAUUCAACCUGCGCAUUUGUUUGGAAAGGUUUUCCCGGACCCAGCUCAUGCUACAGGCGAUGCAUCCGAAGUCUGUGGCGACUACCACUUGGUACCGCGAUUUAUAGCCGUGAACGAGGAGCCAUUGCUUCACGUUGAAGACUUGCAUUCGCCCAACCGUGUGGGAUAUGCUAUCGGACGACUGCUAUCCGUACAGAAGAUCUUGGAAUAUCUCGAAAACAGCGCGAGAUUCACCGUUCGUGACUUCUUGUUACGGUUCGACCACCGCGAGCUAGUGGACUGCAUUGUCUCCACUCGCAUCAAAGGCCAGCCAAGCGUUUUCCGUGUCGAUGAGCUGGCUAUGGAGCCUCGAGAGACUGGAGAUGCCAACCCUCCACCCGCCGAGAAGCAUGGCAUCGUCACUAAAGACGGACGUCAUAUCGUUCGCGCGAUAGCUCAUCGCAGCGAAGGAGCACGCAACUUUGACGGUGCCAAGUCCAAGAAGAAGAUCCGCAAAUGGCAGGAGCAAGGAGUGUUUCUGCAGCUGUCACCUGAGGUUGAACCUCUUUCCCAGGAGCUACGUCCAGCAGAGUGCCACCUUACGGGUAUUCGUACUGAUCUUUUCGAGGUUGGCAGCGCCAUGCCUAUGGUGCUCAAAUACGUGCGGCACUUCAGUUUACUGAACAGUUUUGCGACCGCAAUGGGGCUCACAUUCAAGGACAAGACACUGCUACGUCAAGCAUUUACUCACGGUUCAUAUAUCGACGUGGGUAUGCAGAAUGUCAACACUGUUGAAGCCACGCGAUCGCGUGUUCGUCUUGGACACGUGUUUGAGAACACUGCGUCGCUUAAGAGAUCCCGUAGUAUGCUGCUUGAAGGUGACACACGCAUUCCUGGCAAGGCAGCAGGGAACAACGCCUCUCAGUUACGACAAGUUGCGGAGAAGCAUUUAUCUGGAGAUUUCAAGGAGGAAUUCCACUCACGCUAUCUGUGCCCUUACGAACGACUGGAGUUUUUAGGCGAUGCUGUUCUUGGCUUUCUCGUGGCAUCGUCGGCGUUCCUGAAGCUGCCAGAAGCCGACGAAGGAUUCCUUCACCAGACUCGAGUGGACAUAGUGAACAAUGAAAACCUCGGUAAGAUGGCGAAAACCGCGAACUUAGAGUCGCUCUUGCUGACUGCAUUCGACUUGGCUAAGCUGGAUGAAGAAAUCAAGGCUAAAAUCACGGCAGACUGCUUCGAGGCGCUUCUAGGCGCGCUCUAUAAAGACCAAGGGAUUGUUCCAUGUCGAGAACUACUCGGUAAACUUAUGGGUAUGCACGAUCCCGAACUACGCGAGCUGUGCUAUCUGACUACCGAUCAACUCAUUAUUGAGGCGAAAAAAUAUGUGGAGAAAGACCGCGCUGAAAUCAAGAAGUGGAGCAAGUAUACCAGCGCUCGCUUACUACAUCGUCGCUUUGCUGCACGUUCUGGCGUGGAUAUCUCCAACACGCACUUGUGGCUGCAAGCUUUCACUCACGCCUCGUUCCAGAAGCCCCAGAUUGAUGACGAUGAGUUCAUUGGUCAUGAUCCAAGCUACGAACGUAUCGAGUUUCUCGGCGAUGCGGUGCUGCAGCUUCUUUCUUCCGAGUUCCUGGUUGAUGCGUUCCCGUAUCAUCAGGAACAUCUACUGACUCAAGUACGGUCUUCUCUCGUGAAGAACACGAAGCUGGCGAUCGUUGCGCGUAAGGCUGGAUACGAGGAGUUUAUCCGCUUGGGAAAUCUUGUCAAGGAGAAUGGCAACUUGUACAUUGAAGACGUGCUAGCAGAUGUGUUUGAAGCUACACUUGGUGCUGUGAUUGUUGAGAACCCGGGAGAUUUAGAUAAAGUACGCGCUAUCCUCGAGCGGUUGCUGUUCCCUCGACUCACUGAAGCCAUUCGACGUCGACAGUGGAUGAACCCGCGCAAGGUGUUCAUGCACUACAUUUCACAAUGGAGUCGCUCCAGCAUGAAGCCGAUCCCGUGUCAGUUCAAGACCAUUAAAGCUCCUGGUACAACCACGCAAGCAAACGUCUUGGUACCGAAGGACAGCGAUGAUGGAAAAAAGAGUAAAAAGGCGAAGACAAAUGCGCCACCGGGACAUGCAGUGGCUCUGUAUGUGAACAACUUCCAAGUGGCUCGUGCGGCUGGACGCACCGUUGCCGCUGCUCAAGAUGCAGCCUGCAAGAAAGCUCUCAUGCUCUACGGAGUUCGACUGCAUGACGACUAAGCAUGAUUUGCAAUUAUCCUACCAGGAAAUGGGCGGCAGCACGAUUGUUUUAACGUGGAGCUGGUAGUGAUGAGAGUUCUUUGUAUUUGUAAGCGAGUGAAUGCCUAACGUGAACUAACUGGGCUGCUAGUCUAGUCUAGCCUUUGGUCUCUUCUUCCUCAGUCUUCUUCGCUGCAGUUGGAGGAGGUCCGGGAGGUAGCG
Molecule: messenger RNA, 3059 nt
Organism: Phytophthora nicotianae INRA-310
Lineage: Eukaryota; Oomycota; Peronosporomycetes; Peronosporales; Peronosporaceae
Exons: 3
Coding region: 48-2858 (936 amino acids)
Biological process (GO): RNA processing
Molecular function (GO): ribonuclease III activity
Source: RefSeq, a predicted model, not a curated record